CUCCCUCUGCGCCCCCUCGGACCCUGGCCCUGCAGCAGGGCCUGUCGGGAGUUGUAGUCCCAAGGCGGCGGCCGCGCGCGGCGCCGAGGAUGCGGGGCGCCGCCUGUCCCCGCCUCCCCUAACCUGCUAGCGCGAGGUGGGGAGUACUGGGGAGGAGCCGUCGGGUCGGUGAUUGGCCAAGGCCGCCUUCAGCACCCCCACGUCCCCUCCCCCGCUCGAGGCUUCGGACUCCAGCGCCUCGCGCGCUAAGGCGGCGAUCGAGCGAGCGCGCGUGCAGCCGCCGCCGCCCCGAGCACCCGCAGCUCCGGCGCCGCGGCGAGACCGAGGAGAGACGGACCCACCGACGGAGCCUUGCAGCCGUAGCAUCCCGGAGGAGCACCACCUAAUUAACCCACGACCUCCUCAAGCCUGGAUUACUGCAGUCACUAUUCUCCCAGUCUCCACUCAACCUGUGCCAGGAACAUGCUUGCCAAUUCAGCCAGUGUGCGGAUUCUCAUCAAGGGAGGCAAGGUGGUGAACGAUGACUGCACCCACGAGGCUGAUGUCUACAUUGAGAAUGGCAUCAUCCAGCAGGUGGGCCGUGAGCUCAUGAUCCCCGGAGGGGCCAAGGUCAUUGAUGCCACUGGGAAACUGGUGAUCCCUGGAGGCAUUGACACCAGCACCCACUUCCACCAGACCUUCAUGAACGCCACGUGCGUGGACGACUUCUACCACGGGACCAAGGCGGCGCUAGUUGGAGGUACCACCAUGAUCAUCGGCCACGUCCUGCCUGACAAGGAGACCUCUCUCGUGGAUGCCUACGAAAAGUGCCGGGGUCUGGCCGACCCCAAGGUCUGCUGUGACUACGCCCUCCACGUGGGGAUCACCUGGUGGGCGCCCAAGGUGAAAGCAGAAAUGGAGACACUGGUGAGGGAGAAGGGUGUCAACUCGUUCCAGAUGUUCAUGACCUACAAGGACUUAUAUAUGCUGCGGGACAGUGAGCUGUACCAAGUGUUUCACGCCUGCAAGGACAUUGGAGCGAUUGCCCGAGUCCAUGCUGAAAAUGGGGAGCUCGUGGCCGAGGGUGCUAAGGAGGCGCUAGAUUUGGGUAUCACAGGCCCAGAAGGAAUCGAGAUCAGCCGUCCAGAGGAGCUGGAGGCCGAAGCCACUCACCGUGUGAUCACCAUUGCAAACAGAACUCACUGUCCGAUCUACCUAGUCAAUGUGUCCAGCAUCUCGGCUGGUGAUGUCAUCGCAACCGCUAAGAUGCAAGGGAAGGUCGUGCUGGCCGAGACCACGACUGCGCAUGCCACACUGACAGGCUUGCACUACUACCACCAGGACUGGUCCCAUGCAGCCGCCUACGUCACAGUGCCGCCCCUGAGACUGGACACCAACACCUCAACCUACCUCAUGAGCCUGCUGGCCAAUGAUACGCUGAAUAUUGUGGCAUCAGAUCACCGGCCUUUCACCACGAAGCAGAAAGCUAUGGGCAAGGAGGACUUCACCAAGAUCCCGCACGGAGUGAGCGGCGUGCAGGACCGCAUGAGCGUCAUCUGGGAGAGAGGAGUGGUCGGAGGAAAGAUGGAUGAGAACCGUUUUGUGGCCGUUACCAGUUCCAACGCAGCGAAGAUUCUCAACCUGUAUCCCCGCAAGGGCCGCAUCAUCCCCGGAGCUGAUGCUGACGUGGUGGUGUGGGACCCAGAAGCCACCAAGACCAUCUCAGCCAGCACCCAGGUUCAGGGAGGAGACUUCAACCUGUAUGAGAACAUGCGCUGCCAUGGCGUGCCGCUGGUCACCAUCAGCCGGGGGCGAGUCGUGUACGAGAAUGGUGUCUUCAUGUGUGCAGAGGGCACCGGCAAGUUCUGUCCCCUGAGGUCCUUCCCAGACACCGUCUACAAGAAGCUGGUUCAGAGAGAAAAGAUCUUAAAGGUGAGGGGAGUGGACCGUACUCCCUACCUGGGGGACGUAGCUGUCGUUGUGCAUCCUGGGAAAAAAGAGAUGGGAACGCCACUGGCAGACACUCCUACCCGGCCCGUUACCCGACACGGGGGCAUGAGGGACCUUCAUGAAUCCAGCUUCAGCCUCUCUGGUUCUCAGAUCGAUGACCACGUUCCAAAGCGAGCUUCGGCUCGGAUCCUCGCUCCCCCCGGAGGCAGGUCAAGCGGCAUUUGGUAAAGGCACUGACCAGCCCCCCCAAGUGAGGAUGCACCACUGCCACCAGCCCGCACACCCUCCGGCCGCAGCUGCAGGGGCAGGAGAGGCUGGGCUGGGCAGCACACCACCUGAGGGGGCCAGGGGACCCGGGGAGCCCUCCCCAUGUCUGACACGUGAUUCACUGUGCUCCGAGCCAACCCUAACAGGCACUUUGAGAUGUGUUCCUCCUGCUGCAGUCCUUUCCUGCCUUGGCCCCGGCAGGCUUUUCUGGGGCCCAGGAAGCCCACACUAUGCACAGACCCCAAUGCAUAGAGCCCGGCCCAGCCCCUCCUCUCACACCUGCCUCCAUGAGCUGGCUUGGGGAAAGCCCAGACUUUAGUGCCCUGCCCCUGGCUGACCCGCCAGUUGUCCAGAGCACUUUAGCAGAUGUGUUUUAAAAGAAAAGGACUCCCUCCCCCAUCCCCAUAGGCCCCCGUGGUCACUUUUCCCAAGUCAGACAGGUGUUAGCUUCCCAGCCAUGCUCAAGAUGUCCCGUUUGUCCUGACUCGCCUCUGGCCCCUGUGUGGGUGUGGCUGGGACACCCUGGGUGUGGCUGUGGUUGGGACACUCCGUGCCCUUUGCCGGCUUCUUCCUUUCCCCAUCCUGCCCUCUAGAGUCACGGGCCCAGAAGGGCGAGCCGGGCGGGCGUGAGGCUGGCACCAGGCGCGUGUACAUGAUUUCGUUUUGCACGUUUGGUUUGCGCAGUGGUUUGGUUUGACUUGUUUGUGCAUCCUGUGAAAAAUAACGGUGCUUCGUGUCACUAGCAUAGCAUAGAAACAGGAAUAGAUGUGGACCUUAGGAGAUGCUGCACUUGACACCAACCAGACAGCCUAGGGCCCAGCAGGGGUGGGGGUGCUGGAUUCACAGGCCCUUCUCCCCACCUGGAGUCUUCCAGGCUGCCAGAGGCCCUGUCUCAGGCCCUCUUCCCAUUCCCUCCCCUCCUGGUCUAGUUUCCUACAUUUGGAGAGGGUGCCUGGGAUGCUGGCCCUAGAGACCAUCUCUGGCCCUGGUUACUCCCAGCACUGACACCCCCUGCACCCAGCUUCCUGUAAAUUCCCCCUGCUGGACCGAGGCCCAGCCGCUCCUCCUGUGUGAUUGGCGAGAGACCUCAUGCCUGCUGUGAGAGGGGGAGCAUGCCUAGGGGGAGUGUGCUAGCAGAUGCCAGGGAAGGAGGCCAGGCCAGCAGGACCCGGUUGUAGAACUGCAUUGCUACAAAGGUGCCGUGGUCUUCUGGGGUCAGCACCUUGUCCUCACCUGCUUGUGGCCUCCACCUCCUCCCACAUCCAGUUGGGCCAUUCCAGCCUCUGAAGCUUCAAGAGGUUUCCAUGGAAACACUAGAGGCUGGGUGAUCUCCAUGCACCCGGAGUGAGCUGGGAAGUGACCCAGCCCCUGCCCUUAUUAAGCCUUGUCCUCCCUUGGGGAAGUGAUUUCAUGUUGCACGUUUGGUUUGAGCAUCCCAGGCUUGCACGUGGCUCCUGGACUCUUGGGCUGGUGGUCAUACCCUGCAUAUUUCUAUAGUGCUUUUCAUGUUUUCAAAGCACUUCCACAUACAAGCUCUCAAUUGCUCCUCACAACAACAGAGCAGGUAUUAUUCUCCUCGUUUCACAGAUGAGGCCCAGAAAGAUGAGGCCUCCUGACCCCAGAAGCGUCCAUGGCUACCCUUGGAGCUUGGCUGUCUACCCAAACUGUGGAGGUGAGGAGUAGGGUGACGUCUCUUGUAGAUCCCACCCAAGAGUUUAACCAGCCAGAACGCUCACUCCCCUGGUAGGCAUUCUGCUUUGUUUUGCACAGGUAGAUAGAUUUUUUCUUGUAAACAAACUAAUGCAUAGUCACUGUUUGAGCCAGAACUAGUUAAAUGUUGAGGGCUUGCCAUGUGGUUUGAGCUGCCUCCCCAUCCUCACUUCUUCUCUUCAUGCUCAUCUUCCUCACUUAGGGGCUGAGAGGACAGAGACGGUAACCCAGGGAGCAGAGGCAGCAAAGGCACUCAUGGAAGGUGGCAGCCCUGGGGACAGUAGGUAGAGAUCUGGGCCUGGGAAAGCAUGACACUGACCCCUUGGUACAAUGCACAUCAUCUUUAUCCCUUUCAGCCCUUGCUGAGUCAUGGGCCUUGGGCAGAUGCCAAAGAGCCGAGUGGUGGUGGUGGCCAGCGGGCAGACUAUCCCUGCUUGGGCUAGGAAAGCUUUACCUUCUCUGAGUGCCUCCGCCCGAGAGAUGCAUGGUCCGUGGCUGUGGGAGACCACAUCCUGGAGUGGUCCACUGUACGCCUUCCACUUCAUCCACCCCCGAUCCUUACAUAGACCCCACCCUUGCCCAGGAGCUUCUAGAUGAAAAUCAGGAGGUUCAAGGAACCAAAUGAAUGGCCAGCCCCCACUGCCUACUCCUUGCCCCUGUGCAGAACUCCAGCCAGCUCCAUCACCAGCCCCACUGGCUCCUGGUUGGAAUGAAAAUGGUCUCUGGUUGCACUGAAUGCAGCUCUCAAAUUGGUCUUGUACUUGCUGAAUAAAUACUGUUGUUCUUGCCUUAGCUGCUCUCUAGGUUUGUGGGGUUAAGUUACCAGAAAAUUGUGCUACUGUGUUUGCGUGUGUGUGUGCGUGUGUGUGUAGUGCUAGGAGUCCACAGUAGGUCUCUGUUGAGCCAAUGCCAUGAUGAGGGCUUUUCCAAUACUGAUCCAGAAACCACAGAACCACACGGAAACCCACACCCCCUUCAGCUGCUCAGGCAGCAGGCACAGCCUGGGGUCGGGAUGGAGCCUCCAGCACCCCAGCACCCAAGUGACUUCCUCACUCCUCUGUAAAUGUCUUGGUGCUAAGAUCGUGUCAACCCCAAGAUGACACAUGGUCCUGUGCUUUGGCCACCCAUUUGAGGCAAAAACAAAACAGCCCGACACAUUGUGUUCUGGUGCAGGUUUGUAUUAAACUGUAGCUACUUCUCA
Messenger RNA from Equus caballus (horse), 5107 nucleotides. It is a transcript of the gene DPYSL5, whose product is annotated as dihydropyrimidinase like 5. Gene Ontology annotation, cellular component: cytoplasm. The record is from RefSeq and is a predicted model, not a curated record. Lineage: Eukaryota; Metazoa; Chordata; Mammalia; Perissodactyla; Equidae. Gene Ontology annotation, molecular function: hydrolase activity, acting on carbon-nitrogen (but not peptide) bonds.